UUUGUCCGCAACAGUCAUGGAUAUCGACCCCAUUUAUCUUUCGGAAGACGAACCAUCAUUACGAAAAACGAAAAGGAUCUCGCAUGGCAAUUCUUGGCCUCCUCUUACCCACUUUGAUCAAAUGUGGACCCAAUAUAACCGAUGGGAAUACAAAGAAUAUAAAGAAAUUAGCGAGGGCGGUGGCGUGACGAGCAUUGUGGACGACGAAAUUUUUCGACUUGUUCGUCUCAGAGCCUUCUUUAAUUCGUUGAAAGGAUUUUAUACGGGUCGUUCAGAUCUAACCGGACGCUUUCGCGCCCGCUUCGACUUUCUUUACGCGCGCUGGGAGAAGCUGAGAGUGGAUCUUGACGCUCUUGCUGCUACCGCCGAGCCAUAUCAAGACGAGUGGAUCGAUUUCCUGGAACAAAAGCACGAAUACACAAAUUACAAAAUGACCGACGAGGAGUUAUGGAAGCAGUUUCAACAGAAAUGGCUUCUCCCAAGUGAGGCAGACUAUGCAGAUAUCAUGAGAAUGGCCGGAUCUGGUCCGAAGAUUGCGCACGAUGCGGAGCCGAAAUUUCAGAAACUUUUGAUAGACCACCUUCCUGAUGAGCUGCUCGACGCAAUUUACAAGCACAUGGAUAUAACAGACUCACUCCUUUUGUCUGCGACCUGCCGUCGUAUGCGUGCUGUAUCUUUACCAUUUAUCUACACAUCUCGCAAUCUGGGUCUGUACCAAAAUACCACGGCGAUUUUGUCCCGGAACGCCAUACAGAAGGAACAUGCAAUCAAGGAUCUGCUUAAGGCCUCCGUUCGGGCCCUCGAAGAUGCUUAUUUCCUCCUCACCCGCCCCGAUAUUACCUCCAAAUUCCAGAGCAUAAAUGUGUUCAAUCAUUGGGACAUCACUAUAACUUUUCACCACGAUGAUUUUCCACCCAGCCUUUUCCUCCCUGCCAUUUCCCAUACCAUCUGUGCAGUCCUGGGCCAUUCCAUGAAUUUGACCAACCUUUCCAUGUUUACGUUUCCCCUCCACAGUCACAUCUUCCAAGCUAUCGCCGCAUUGCCACACCUCCGCACCUUCAAUCUAACUAGUUGUCCUAUCGAAAGCACUAUAACUUCCCCGCAGCUGGUUCAAGUCAGAAAUUUGGCUGUACAUAUCCGAGACGAAGAGUCCAUCUCCACGUGGGAAACUCUCGCUCUCUUUCCGAAUGCUAUCAAUGUUUUGUUCUUUCAUUCAUCGAUAUUUACGAUGCAGCUGGCCGACGCUAUCACCUUGGACCGGUUUAGUCAUCUGACGCACCUGUGCUUGGGGAAUUUAGUCGAGACAAUCUUUCCCGAUAUUGUUCAUUUCCUACACGAUACAACAGAACAUCAUCUUACACACCUAAAGCUUAUAUUCAUAAAUCCCAUCGAUGAUGCCAGCCUCUUCGUUCUCCUCAACGAAUUGCAGGCCCAUCCCAUGGAAAUUCUUAUCAUCGAUGGCUUGCUGGAAGGAAGACCCGCUAUCAUCAGGCGUAUAUCCAGUUGUCUCCCUGGUCUUACCGCACUAUCUCUCUCUCGGCGAGAAAGCCAGCGCCAACGAAAGACUCGAUUCACAUGUUCCUGGCCCCUUCCGCCGUUCGAAUAUGCGCCAUACUUUUCUUCCUUCUCAAAGCUGCGUUAUUUCGACUGGAAUUACCGUAUGAACCGUGGCGUUACGAGCUGGACAAUGCUGGUUAUUGAAGGGAACGACAAGUGCGGUCCCUGUGGCGCACCGUACGAGCUCUGGGAGAGCAAGGAUGGUGAUCUGGAUGAUAAUGAUAGCCAGCACCCCCUGGUGUCGGUUUUUGCUGCAUAUAGCCCUUCUUUGGAGACAGUGACUGUGGGAGGCGGCGGAGGACUUCCUUUCGCGUCGUGGGGUAUUGUUCGCGGAGGCGAUGGCACGACAAUAUCGAAAGUGGUCCCAACGUCAAAGCUUUCUGGCUCCGCCCGAGGAAUAUGGAACCCUAAUGAGUGGAGCAGAGAUAUUGAUUCAUGCACUUCCUGCCGAUAUGACAAACUUUGCUUUGCAGAUUGGGAUGUCAAGUCCGGUACGAACCCUCUCGAACAGCUCCGAUUGAUAUACACGUAUGCCGUCAUUAGCAAAACCAUCAUGGUUCUCGGCUAUUUCCCUAGGACGUGGGCAGGUGUAGGACGGGAAGAUAGAGUUCAUCGGGGCGGAACUGGAAUUAUUUAUGGGAGAGAGGUUGCUGAUGGAGACGAAAUUCAUGACAGCGAAUAG
Molecule: messenger RNA, 2239 nt
Organism: Guyanagaster necrorhizus
Lineage: Eukaryota; Fungi; Basidiomycota; Agaricomycetes; Agaricales; Physalacriaceae
Exons: 6
Coding region: 17-2239 (740 amino acids)
Molecular function (GO): protein binding
Source: RefSeq, a predicted model, not a curated record